Molecule: messenger RNA, 2527 nt
Organism: Drosophila ananassae
Lineage: Eukaryota; Metazoa; Arthropoda; Insecta; Diptera; Drosophilidae
Product: mitochondrial intermediate peptidase
Exons: 3
Coding region: 363-2465 (700 amino acids)
Biological process (GO): peptide metabolic process
Cellular component (GO): mitochondrion
Molecular function (GO): metalloendopeptidase activity
Source: RefSeq, a predicted model, not a curated record
AUCACAUAUUAUAUAAAAAGUAAACGAAAAAAUACUUUGGUUUUUAUUGGUUAACUACGAAUUUAACAUAUUAAUACCUGGAUAUAUAUUUUUUCAAUCAAAUUACAAAUACACAAAUUCUGAAUAUUAGACAAAUUGGCUGCUGCAACUUUUUUACUUCUACUUACUUAACAUUUAAUUAUAUUUAGAAUUAUAUGAAUUAAAAAAUGCUAUUUACGAAUGGGUUCAACCCCAGUCAUAUGUCGCAUUCAAAAUUCUGGCUGAAAUUAGCAGCCCUGGAAAGCCAACAGCUGCGAGCUCCGCAGCUGAUUACCUGUUAUACCACGUAAACAAGCAUAGCACCUUUGAAGUGAUUAGGUAUCAUGUUACAACUGAGUCGCAGUGCGAGUUACAGCAUCUGCCGGUGGCAGCUUUAUCGAUCAGUAUCCACAUGGACGCCGUUGACAACGGCCUUUAAUUCGCUGCCUACCAAACGGAUUAACUUUACCCGCGACGAUGUGGGUCUCUUUCGACUGCCUGAGUUGCGUAGCUCCGAAGGCUUUUACUUGCUUCGUGAUAACGUGGAAAGCAGGACACAGGAACUUAUUGAGGAGGCCAUCUCCCAGCAACGGAGCCGAAAGAUGGUCGAUAUUUUCGACGAACUGUCCGACUCGCUGUGCAAAGUAGCCGACUUGGCUGAAUUUGUGAGGAUUGCACAUCCAAAGCGCAAGUACACUCAGUGUGCCGAAGAAGCUUGUAUCAGUAUUUGUGGUGUUGUAGAGAGCCUUAACACGCAUAAGCCUCUUUAUCAAGCAUUGAGUAACGUCGUGCAGCAUGGGGAUACUCAGUCCACCAGCGAAGUUGACCAGCAUGUAGCGAGACUUUUUCUAUUUGACUUUGAACAGUGCGGUAUUCACCUUCCAGAACAGGAACGCCUUCGAGUGGUCAGGCUUAAUGACGCGAUUCUACAGCUGGGGCAAAAGUUUAUGAACGGAGCAGUACAGCCUAGCAUUCUCCCGCGAAGCUAUGUUCCAGAGGAGAUUAGAAACUAUUUUCCCACCUCUGGAGAAAAUGUCAUCAUAACUGGACUGUGUACAAAUGCAGAAAAUGUUCGAAUGCGAGAAGCCGCUUACCGGCUUUACCUGCAGCCGUCUGAAACCCAGGAGAGUUUGCUAAGAGAUCUGCUUGUGUGCCGUUAUGAGCUUGCUCGUAGCUGUGGGUUUGCCACUUACGCUCAUCGCGCUCUUAAUGGCAGCACAAUGGAGCGGCCCGAAAGGGUUCAAGAAUUUAUUGAUGUUUUGUCAGACAAAUUGCGUCCACGUGCUGACGCAGACUUUGCCCUAAUGUCCGAAAUGAAGCGCCGUGAGGGCGGAGAUAUCGGCGAUUUAGUCGAAAUCUGGGAUACGCCUUACUUUACCACCCAGUUGAGACGUCAAUCACUUGAGGAGCAGGCCAACGAAUUCCUCCCUUACUUCUCGCUAGGGGGCUGUAUGGACGGACUGGAUAACCUCCUGCAAGCUCUUUAUGGCGUUCGCCUUCAAAACACUGACAUGGAGCCAGGCGAGUCCUGGCAUAACGACAUCUAUAAACUGGCUGUGGUUCACGAGGAGGAAGGACUUUUGGGUUACAUUUACUGUGACUUUUUUGAACGCGCAGGAAAGCCCAAUCAGGACUGCCACUUCACCAUCCAAGGUGGAAAACGUCUACCAGAUGGCACCUAUCAACUGCCUAUUGUGGUAGUCAUGUUGGGACUGCCACAGCCCCGCUGGAGCGGUCCCACGCUUCUAUCUCCAGCACGAGUGGACAACUUGUUUCAUGAAAUGGGUCAUGCCAUGCACUCCAUGCUAGCCCGUACAGAAUACCAGCAUGUAACAGGUACAAGAUGCUCCACAGACUUUGCGGAAGUCCCUAGCGUACUCAUGGAAUACUUUGCCGGCGACCCGCGUGUUCUACGCACUUUUGCUCGUCAUUUUCAAACCCACGAACCCAUUCCAGAGAACAUGUUGCGUCGUCUUUGUGCCUCCAAACAUUUGUUUGCUGCCAGCGAGACACAGUUGCAGGUUUUCUAUUCGGCGUUGGAUCAAGAGUAUCAUUCAGCAGCGCCGCAGCUUGGUUUCAAUACAACUGAAAUAUUACGCAAUGUUCAGGGCCGGUACUACGGUCUGCCUUACGUGGAGAACACCGCAUGGCAAUUGCGAUUCUCCCAUCUGGUCGGCUACGGCGCAAAAUACUACUCGUAUCUAGUCUCAAAGACUAUCGCUUCCUGGAUAUGGCAGACGUACUUCGAGGCGAAUCCUUUCAACCGACAAGCUGGAGAGAAAUAUAGGAAAGAGAUCCUAGCCCACGGCGGAGCAGUACCCAGUCGCAAGCUGGUGGCUAAUUUCCUUCAACGUGAUAUGACACCAAAUGUCCUCGCCGAUAGCCUAAUCACAGAGAUUGAUUCAGAUGAAUCUAAGAUUAAGGACUUAAUAAUCAGUAGGAACUAAUUCGUAAAACACUUGUAUAUUUAUGGUCUAUUUAUUAUACUUAGUUAACUUUAACGUCUCUA